UUUGCUCGGUGUCGCGACGACAUCUUCGACUACAGUGCCGAAUCAAUCACGGCUGCUGCGGGUGCCCAAGACGCUGACAGAGUUUUUGAGUUGCGGCAUGCGCGCCAGCUGCAUCAACAGCGCCGACAUCGACCGGGAUAUCCUCAUCUGUCUAAUUCCCUACAGCGGGAGGAGCUGCAGGGGUUGAAGAAGCCACAUUGGGCCGACGGCGAUUACGAUGAAGAAGAGGACAUUGUUGUUGCGACGCGACGCUUCUCGCCGUCGUAUCUAUGCGAGGAUCCAAGAGAGGCUGAUGAUAAUGGCCAUCCUAUUGGAAGCCCGUCGUCUUCGGCAAAGUACGAUAGCUAUUACGCGGGUGCAUACCAAACGACAAUACCUGGGGGAGUGGCGGCUAUCAAUGAGGAUGAAGAGACAGAGUAUGACAACAAUGCAGAAGAUCAUGCUGCUCACGCAAAGUCGUUUUCUGCCGCCUUCGUGGCGGCUCAUCGCGAGACCACGCGAUCCGAAUCUGAGCAUGACACACUCAUGGACGGAGACGACAAGUCCGAGCGCGACCACAUGAAGAGACAAGGAGAACAAGGCGAUGACCAACAAGACGAUGCAGGCUCGUGCGGCCCACCGCGGCCGGAAGGAUUUCGACUCUGGCCUCUUGUCCUCGUUGGUGAUUUCAAUGCAAAUGAUGCCGAGUUCGAAACUAUGCUUGCUCUGAUGCGCACUUAUCUUGGUAGCGAUUGCAUCGAUCUAUCCGCGUCGUGUGCUGGCUCGGAUCCUCGAUCUGGUGCGAGCCGUCGCGGGAGUCGAGCAUUCUUUUUUCCAGCCCGAGAGAUUCCAAUGCCGAAACCAAGACAAAAGACUGGAGCGACGGCUUCUAGCGGCAAUUGUGGAACCCGCGGCCUCGAUCAUCUGUCUGAUAAUGACGACGAGAAUGAGAGCAGCUAUCUAGCGUCUUUGAGUCCAGAAGAUUGGGCCGAUCACUACGAAGGCAUGGAAAAAGAGAUGAUGGAUAAAACGAUCGCGAAAGUGACCAAGCUCGCGGCAGAGUCUCGAAAAGCGCCUAUUUCAACUCUAGCGGACCCCCGUGUACUCGAACAGCUGCAAGGAUUCUGGAAGAAACUUUUUUCCACUGAGGAUCGCGAUAUCCAGCCUAAUGCUGAUGCAAAAAAGGGAUCGUCGAAAGACGAAGAAGCGCCAUCUUCUUCUUCCGUACAACACAAAUCCGACUCUGAGAAAUCCGCCAAGGCUUCAUCGAAAGCUGCGAGCGAUGCUGCGACGCCUCUUGAAGUGGACGAUUCCCGAGCUCCUUUGAAGAACCCAGGUCCGCAACUGCUGUCAGCGGCGGCCUCGCGCCGAAACCAGCCGAAGAGCAGCUUUGGUGCUCCGGAGAUGAAGACUAUACCCCACCCAAGCACUCUAACCCCCCAAUCAUGUGGCCUUGAGCCAUUCGCUAUCGAUCGCAGGGUCGACAUCGGCGCACCCGUAGUGCAGUUAUCUGAACACACUGGAAUUGUCUGUAAUUUUCUGGUGGACACCAGGCAAAAGGGCUAGAAGGAGGUUGGCGAGCAGGGUCCAUCUCGCUAUAUCAAGUCCUCGAAAACUCUAAGGUUCUUACUGAUAUCACACGCACCCGAACUUUGAAGAUGUUCUUUUAUUGAAAAUCAAAAUUAACGAAAGCAAUCAUGGAUGCCCAAGACCGGUGGAAAAAAGCAGCAGACGGCGGCAG
Molecule: messenger RNA, 1720 nt
Organism: Amoebophrya sp. A25
Lineage: Eukaryota; Dinophyceae; Syndiniales; Amoebophryaceae
Source: the annotation of a GenBank genome assembly